Molecule: messenger RNA, 3135 nt
Organism: Camarhynchus parvulus
Lineage: Eukaryota; Metazoa; Chordata; Aves; Passeriformes; Thraupidae
Product: transient receptor potential cation channel subfamily V member 2-like
Exons: 18
Coding region: 638-2989 (783 amino acids)
Biological process (GO): calcium ion import across plasma membrane
Cellular component (GO): membrane
Molecular function (GO): calcium channel activity; protein binding
Source: RefSeq, a predicted model, not a curated record
CUUCACUCUGCAAAAAGCCACACGUUGGGUGAACCACGGGGAUCUUCUGGGGCUGCUCCUUCCCGCAGGAUCCCUGCAUUCCCUCAUGGACCAGCCAGGAGCUCCACGCUGUGCCACUGCCAGAUGAACAUGGGCUUCCCUGCGUGGCUUCUCACCCAUGGAUGGGAAUAAUUUUGGGUCUGCCUUGACGCCAGUUGACACCUCUUGGUGCCUGACUUGGUUUCUGCUGGGAGGUUCUUCCCCUCUGAAGGACCCGUGGGGAUCAGAUCGGCUCUUGGGUGGAGCUUGCAGCAACUUCUGACGCUCUGUCUGUGCGAAACUGGCUGUAAAUAAAUCUCCUGAGCGCUGUGGAGGGAUGGAAACUGCAGCUGAGGAAUGAUUUUGGGGAGAGGAAGAUGGAAAAGCACGAGCAAACUGUUAUGGAAGUGCAAAUUUCCUCCUAAAGGAUUCGGCAGAUGCACCAGCGAUGGAGUCUGGCUGUAGCCCCAGCAAGGGAGAUUUCUCCUCAGAGCAAACCUGUUAACCCUUUGGAGGGAGUGCCUGGGCAUGAGGAGGAGCUGCUGAGCAGAGCUCUGCUGCAGGUUUAGUGGCCCCACAGGGAAGCUCUUUGUGACCUGCAGGACCAUCUCUCCUGGCAAUGGAUAAAUUCACAAAUGGGCAGCCAGGCCCAGCUCAGAGGAACAGGCUCAUAGGACUGCUGGAAACAGAUGACAGCCCCCAGGAGGAGAAACCUGCCCCGAGCAAAAAGGAGGAAAGGUCAGGACCUGGGAGGAAAGGAGAGCCACAGCCCUUGGAGACACCUUACCAGAAGGAGAGCAGUGACUUUGCCCCUAAAAUCAAGAUUAAUCUGAAUUAUCGGCCAGGACUCGUCAGCAACCAGAAGGACCCGAAUCGCUUUGACAGGGAGCGGCUGUUCAGCGCCGUGGUCAGGGGCAGCCCGCAGGCUCUGGAGGGAUUGCUGGAGUACUUAAGGAGGAACUCCAAAUUCCUCACCAAUUCCGAGUACACAGAUGCAAAGACUGGGAAGACCUGCUUAAUGAAAGCCCUGCUGAACUUGAAAAAUGGGAAGAAUGACACAAUCCCAGUCUUGCUGGAAAUAGACCAAAAGACACAGAACCCCAGGCCCCUUGUCAACGUGUCCUGCUCUGACUGUUUCUACAGAGGCCAGACUGCCCUGCACAUUGCCAUCGAGAAGAGGAGCCUGGAGAUGGUGAAGCUGCUGGUGGAGAACGGAGCUGAUGUCCACGCCAGGGCCCACGGGGAGUUCUUCAGGAAGAAGAAAGAAGGAGUUUACUUUUAUUUUGGUGAGCUUCCCCUGUCCUUGGCUGCCUGCACCAACCAGCUGGAUGUGGUGGAUUACCUUUUGAACAACCCCCACCAGAAAGCCAGGCUGCAGGAGCAGGACACCCAGGGCAACACGGUGCUGCACGCCCUGGUGAUGAUUGCAGAUGACACCGAGGAGAACACCAAGUUUGUCAGCAGCACCUACGUGGAGAUCCUCAAGGCGGGCGUGAAGCUGGACCCCACCUGCAAACUGGAGGAGAUUGUCAACUAUGACGGCUUAAAUCCCCUGCAGCUUGCUGCCAAGACAGGCAAAGUGGAGAUCUUCAGGCACAUCAUCCAGAGGGAGAUCCAGGAGCCCCCGUACCGGCACCUGUCCCGCAAGUUCACCGAGUGGACCUACGGCCCCAUCCAUGUGUCCCUCUACGACCUGUCCUCCCUGGACAGCUUCGAGGAGAACUCUGUGCUGGAGAUCCUGGCCUACAGCAGUGACACCCCGAACCGGUACAAGAUGGUGGUUUUGGAGCCACUGAACAAACUGCUUCAGCAAAAAUGGGAAACCUUUGCUUCCAAGAGAUUCUACUUCAGCUUUGUCUCCUACCUGUCAUUCAUGAUCAUCUUCACAGCCAUUGCAUACUAUCAGCCCUUGAGGGUAAAGCCUUCCUUCCCAGUGGAGUUCACAGCUGGAGGCUUCCUGUGGGUCUCUGGACUGAUCAUUAUCCUGUUAGGAGGCAUUUAUCUGAUCUUUGCCCAGAGCCUGUACCUGAGGAGGAGGCGCCAGUCCCUGAAGACCAUGUGCUCUGACAGCUGCAUCGAGAUCCUCAUCUUCAUCCAGGCCUUCUCCCUGCUGCUGUCAGCAGUGCUGUAUGGAGCCAGCUCAGAGAACUACGUGGCAGUGAUGGUGUUCUCCCUGCUGCUGGGCUGGGUGAACACUCUCUACUACACCCGCGGCUUCCAGCGCACCGGCAUCUACAGCGUCAUGAUCCAGAAGACCAUCAUGAGAGACCUGCUGCGUUUCCUCCUGGUCUACAUGAUCUUCCUCUUUGGCUUUGCUGCAGCCCUGGUGACGCUGAUGGGCGAUGCCCCCUCAGUGUCCCACAACAAGUCCCUGGCUCCCCUGGAGAGCUCGGGCAGCCACGCCAUGUACGGGGGGCUGCUCAGCGUCUCCCUGGAGCUCUUCAAGAUCACCAUCGGCAUGGGGGACCUGGAUUUCCAGGAGCACGCCAGGUUCAGGUACUUUGUCAUGCUGCUGCUGCUGCUGUUUGUGAUCCUCACCUACAUCCUGCUGCUGAACAUGCUGAUUGCCCUCAUGAGCGAGACCGUCACGGAUAUCUCUGGCUACAGCAAGAGCGUCUGGAAGCUGCAGAGGGCAAUUGCCAUCCUGGAAAUCGAGAAGGCCUGGCUGUGGCGCCAGGGGGGGAAGAGGAGAUCUGGCUGCUUCAUGUCCGUGGGGCUCAACAAGAAAGAUGAGAGGUGGUGCUUCAGAGUAGAGGAAAUUAAAUGGACAGAUUGGGCAAAGGAUGUGGGAGUUCUGAAGGAAGAACCUGGGAGCACCAAUGAUUCAGAACUAAAUCCAGAAGACACCAGCGCCUGGAGACCAGCCCAGAAACCACCCCGAGCAGCUGCCCCGGAGGAGCUGGCCCUGCUGCAGCCCCAGGCACCUGGCACAGAGAUGGUUCCUCUGCACAGACAGCCCAGAGAGCUCUGACAGCCCCUCUGAACCUGCCUCCAACUGCGGAGGAGCUGCUCUUCCCCAGCAGCUGCAAGAGCUGGGGACACUGUCAGCAGCAAAGUGCAUUUCGUGGAGGACUGUGGCUCAGCCUGUGGCUUUGAGUGUUGUCAUGCACUUUAAUG